Molecule: messenger RNA, 970 nt
Organism: Durio zibethinus
Lineage: Eukaryota; Viridiplantae; Streptophyta; Magnoliopsida; Malvales; Malvaceae
Source: RefSeq, a predicted model, not a curated record
AAGCAUAUGCUCUUUGAAUUUUGACUUUUUUUUAAGGAAGAGAUCAAUGCUGGCUUCAUCUUGCCCGUACAUUAAGACUAGGCCCCAUUGUUCACGAAACUAACGGCUCAGAUUGAACAGCAUGCCAUCCAGUAUUGACUUUAAAGAAUAAAGUCUGUUAAUGAGAGCUCAGUGAUUCAGCACAAACGGGGAAACUCAGCCACACUUUCCCCUUCCCAGUUCCAAUUUCACUUUGUUACUUUGUUAAAAGGGAAAAAGAAACAAUUAAAGAUUAGAGGUUUUUCUGUCUUCCAAUUCAAUAAAAAGUCCUAACUUUAUCGUAAAGAGAAAGGGAAGCAAUGAACGUAAGCCGUCCGGCGGUGCACCCGGUAGAGGCUCCUCCGAUGACGGAGGCGGCGGUGCACGGUCCUAGAGUGAGGAUGAAGGACGUCCAAGGCAUGCCUGGGACUAAAGGGGGCCUCUUUCUUCGUCUUUCUCAGUUCGUUUUUGCCAUCAUUUCUGUCUCCGUAAUGGCCACCACCAGUGAUUUCCGCUCCGCCACAGCUUUUUGCUACCUUGUUCUUGCUGUUGGCUUGCAAAGUUUUUGGAGCCUGUCCAUGGCAUUUGUUGACAUAUAUGCCCUCUUGGUGAAACGAAACCUGCAAAACCACAUAGUAAUCCGUUUGUUCACCAUUGGUGAUGGGGUAAGAGUCUCUUGAUCAAUCGUACAAAGUCUGCAGCAAGGCUUAUCACUAGAUUAUUUUUUUGUUUACCAUUUAGGUACUGGUUGUGGUUUAACUCUAGGAAAUUUGUAUGGUUUCUUGCUCUGUCCUUCCAUAAAUGUAUAAGGGCAUUACCUAAAGUUGAGUUAGUUGAUGGGAGCUUUGAUUUGGUUUUUUAAACCAAUGUUUGGCUUAGGCAUCUUUCCAUGCAUUCAGUUGCAGGUUGGUUUUAUGCACACACAAUAUUUCUUUCAGUUCUUUAGGGUUAA